AUGAGGUCCAUGCUACUUGCCGUACUCGCGACACCCAUUCUGGGCAGCCCUGUCGUGGAAACCCUGAAUGCUCGGGUCAAAGAGCAGCCCAGACAAGUCAAUGGAACUGUCGAGUACAGUACCAUGUGCAAGUCCUGCCCUUAUGACCUUUGUCCUAACGUCAACAUUCCCUGGGGUGGCGACAUCGUUACCCUGACCUGCUGGGCUGAGGGUGACAAUGUCGGAGACACUAAACUCUGGUUAAAGACAACCGAGAACUGCUACAUUUCGGAGUAUGACCUUGUCGAGUACCAGGGAGACUUCAGGACUGAUCUCAAGACCUGCGGACAGGUCCCGCUGAAGAUCACCAAACAGCCUGCCAAGGUCAGGUAUCUCUCUGAAUGCAAAUGGGGUUACUCUACCUCGGACGAGUCCAUCAAAUUCUAUGGGCGAGAUCUUGAUGUCACACUCACCUGUUGGACUGAGGGUGGAGAAGUUUUGAACAAUCCACCACGGAUAACUGCCAUGUUUCUGGUUCCGGCCUCUGGGCUACACCUACUGGACAACUGCGGACCUGAGCCUGGCCCACGCAUUAAUGAGACCAAGCGGUCAAUUGACGAGGACGGAGCUCGCCCUGUUGAGCUCCCUUCUCGCGAAGAUGACGAAGAUGACGAGGAGGAAGUAGAGAUCGUGGAAGACGAGGAGCCAAGCUUACUCCCCCGUUGGCUUCAGCCGGAGCAAAUCGGUGAGGAGUACGCACCCUGCUACAAGUGCCCGACUGCCACCACAAGCUCUGCUUGCCCUCGCGUGAAGAGAUACGAGUACAACAACACUGUUGUGAGCCAGUGCCUGACCAGCGAGGACGUCACAUACCCCAACGGAUCAUUCUCCUCAACAUUCUGGAUGUUGACCACCGACUGGUGCUACGUGAACGGAAAUGACUUCUGGGUCCCACCUUGGGAUAACUACCGCUACCCCAGGUGUUCAAACUGGGCUGGGUAUCCUUGA
This is a messenger RNA of Clonostachys byssicola, 987 nucleotides long. The record is from the annotation of a GenBank genome assembly. NCBI's taxonomy places the organism in Eukaryota, Fungi, Ascomycota, Sordariomycetes, Hypocreales, Bionectriaceae.